AUGGCAACUUUUGAAGAAACAGGCAACGUAUUCUGGAAAUGGCUUCAGGAUAACGGUGCAGCUCUGAGCAAAGAUAUUGUUAUUAAGGAUUAUCGAUCAGAGGGAGCAGGUCGAGGCGUAAUUGCGUCAAACGACAUUAAGGAAGGAGAGUUACUAUUCUCGUUGCCAAGAUCUAUUUUGCUAUCACCAUUCACUAGCUCAUUGAACAAAAUUGAAGGACUGAAAGAUGAUGUGGCAGCACUGAACGGCUGGACGCCACUGAUUAUCACUUUAAUGUACGAAAGUCAAAAGAAAGACUCAUUCUGGAAGCCAUAUUUUGAUGUUCUACCUCGCCAAUUUUCGACUCCUAUGUUCUGGGAAGAGGCUGAUUUGAAGGAAUUACAAGGAACAGACAUUGUUUCCAAGCUUGGCAAGGCUGAAGCUGAAGAAACCUUUGAGAACGAGGUCAAGCCCAUCAUUGAGAAAUAUCCCAGCCUAUUUGACAAGGAGAUCCACAAUCUCGAGCUAUUCCACAUUUGUGGUUCUCUCAUCAUGGCCUACAGUUUCAACGAUGAGCUCCAGAAAACAGAAAAGAAGAGCAAUGCAGAUGAGAAAGAGGACAAUGAUCAAGAAGAGCAGGAAGAAGAGGAAGAAGAGGAAGAAGAGGAAGAAGAAGAGGAGCAGCAAGUCAUCACAAUGGUCCCAAUGGCAGACAUGCUGAAUCAUAAAACUGGCUUCAAUAAUGCUCGUUUAUUUCACGAGCCAGACAGUUUGCAGAUGAAAGCCAUCAAAGACAUCAAACAAGGUGAGCAAAUUUACAAUACGUAUGGCGAUCUUUGCAAUGCGGAUUUGUUGCGUAAAUACGGCUUCACCGAUGAAAAAAAUGAGUUUGAUCUGGUUGAAUUGGAUGGUCCCUUGAUUGUGGAGCACUGCAAUGUAGAUCAAAAGCAAGAUGAAGAGCUCAUCGAGAGAAAGAUUGAUUUUUUGAUGGAAGAGGGCGUCUUUGAUGAAUGCUUUGUCAUUGAUACAGAACAUGAAAUCCCAUUGGAACUCAUUGUUUCUGUCCAUGUUUUAUGCUCAACACCUAGUGAGUUUGAAAAGAUGGAAGAGAAGCAGAAGCUGCCCAAGCCUAGACUGACACAAGAUGUCAAGCAAAUCAUAUUAAACAUCUUAAAAAAGAGACUGUCCAGAUAUCCAACUACCUUGGAGGAGGAUAACCAGGAAUUAAAGGACGCCACUGGAAAUAAGAGACAUGCUUUAUUGGUGAGAAUGGGUGAGAAAAACAUCAUUGAAUCAACGAUCCAGACUCUUUCCGCUGCGCCCGUAGUUGCAGCUGCCUCUACUCCAGACAAGCGAUCCUCCAAUGCCAAAAAUGAUCAGGGAAAGAGCAAGAAACAAAAAAGACAUUGA
This is a messenger RNA of Mucor velutinosus, 1389 nucleotides long. RefSeq names its product glutamate-5-semialdehyde dehydrogenase (gene PRO2). The transcript has 9 exons. NCBI's taxonomy places the organism in Eukaryota, Fungi, Mucoromycota, Mucoromycetes, Mucorales, Mucoraceae. Gene Ontology annotation, cellular component: nucleus. Bases 1 to 1389 code for a protein of 462 amino acids. The record is from RefSeq and is a predicted model, not a curated record. Gene Ontology annotation, biological process: peptidyl-lysine monomethylation. Gene Ontology annotation, molecular function: protein binding; protein-lysine N-methyltransferase activity.